Molecule: messenger RNA, 1447 nt
Organism: Helicoverpa zea (corn earworm)
Lineage: Eukaryota; Metazoa; Arthropoda; Insecta; Lepidoptera; Noctuidae
Product: small integral membrane protein 12
Exons: 3
Coding region: 156-419 (87 amino acids)
Source: RefSeq, a predicted model, not a curated record
AAAUUGGAAAGUCCCUUCACUUGUCAUUGUCAAAUUAAUAAAAUUAUCAGCUGUUUACUUUCGUGAAUCCUGUUGAUGAAAAAAAAUAUUUAUUUACAAAAAACACUAAAGAUUUCAUUCAUUUCUAGCCAAAUUGCAGUAAAUUAUCAUCAAAAAUGUGGCCACUAAUAAUGCAUUUCUUGCGCACAAACGCUCCGUACUUCACGUUGCCCGUAGCUGCUGUAGUUGGUGUCAUCGGAUACAACUUAGAAGGCUGGCUUUCUGAUAGAUAUACUCCUUACACUAAACCAGUCCAGGACCAGAGAUUAGAACGACUUACAGAUGACCUAACACUAAAUGACCCAACAAACGUACAGAAACUAAAAUAUAAAGAAAAUGUACUCGGAAAGAAUGUUUCACCAUCAUUACAAUCAAACUAGUCACUUUAAUUAGCUCUUAUACUAUUAAAAUAUGUUUUAUUUUACAAAAGUCGUUGAGCCAUUCCUGUGUCUAAAUGUACAUGCACAGUAUGUUUGUAUGACUCGGCGACUCGACCACUACUGAGCGCUCCCGAGCGCCCGCAUACUUACAAAGACAAUGUGAAAAGAAGGGAAGAAGGCACCUUUUUAUAGGUAAAAAAACGUCAGGUGGGCAUGACCAACACGAUCAGUUACGAGUUAAGUAACGAAGCGUUCGGGUUCUUACCCUUUCUUUUCUUUCUGUUCUUUUUUACCCGCUUUCGUGAAAUAAACGUCUGUAAUUCAAUGGCCUGAUACUACUUAAAAUAAUGGAUGAUCAAAUUAUUCAUUACCUUGGAAUAGGGACUUUCUUCUUCAAAUAAUUAUGUUUUAGCUAUGAAUAAUAUAAUUAAUACUGUACAAAAAAAAAAUUGAAAAAAUAUUUGAAUGUUAAAAUUGCCCAAUAGUUUUAAAAAUUAGCAAAACAUUUAACUACUUAGAAAAAAAUAAAUUUCAAGAUGAAGACAGCCAACCCCAAAAAAUAUUGGGAUAAGGCUGACAUCAAUGAUACACAAUUUAGUUACUAUAAAUUAUUCUAGUUACAACUAGCAUUUUUAUAAUUAUUAUAUCUUCGGACAAAGUAGAAACCUUUCUUCCUUAGUUUCUUUUAAGUUUUAAAUUGGCAUUCAAUUGAAGAACAAAAUAGCAAACAAAGAACGCUUAUUUAUUAAACUUCUUGUAUGUUGAUAAAUACAUAUAAGCACUCAUAGUUCUCGCCAGACUUUUUGGCGGCUAGGAACGCGCCGACGCGACGCUCGGAAGUUAGUUGCCGCCAUUGAGAUUGGUGAAACUAUACCUACUUACGUAUUGUUUAUUUAUUUGUAAAAAUGUAAAACUUGUAUUUCGGAUUUCCGCAACAAUAGCCAUAAUUUAGUAAACUAAAUAAUAAGUUGAAAACAAUGAAUUUGAAAGUUGUAAAUAAUUGUUAUUAAAUGUUUUUUUUUAUUUAA